UUUACUGAACUAAAACCUGCUUCUGUGUGGGACAGUCUUCAUUUCGACUUGAGCCUUCGGCCACAUAGGAUUUACGCGUUGUUCAUUUCUAGUUACUUCUUUACUUUGUUUUUUUUUUCUAGUAUACAACUUCAGUGCUGAAUAGAAUCACAGAUAAUUAAAUUAUUAUGUGAAUAUAUAGUAUAUAGACAGUGAUAUAAUAUAAUAGUUUACUUUAGUGUGUGAGUACCACUAUACGGUAAUAGUCCAAAUGUGCUCAUAAUUUACUAAGAAAAGUUAGCUCAAAUAUUUAAUGAUAGCGAGUGUGUGUUUACAUAAAACAUCAAUGGGCAUCUUCUAACUUUGAUGACAGUUUAAGUUUGUUAAAUUUAGUUUCAAGAUGAACUCAAAUUCUGAGAUUUUUAUUUUCACUGAUCCAGAGCCCACGAAUAACAAUGAAGGAAAGAGUGAGCAGACGGUGCCGGAAAGCUGUCGUCAUGCCGCCCACGCUGAGGUACAGGUCCAGCAGUAACAGCAACAGCCGAGUGAGAAACCGCCCCGGCGCACGCAUGCGUAUGAGGGCUUGGCUGGAGAAACUCCUCAACGACGAGUCUUGCCGAGGACUGGAGUGGAAAAACCGCGAGAAAAAGGAGUUCACCAUCGUCUGGCGCCACGCCUCUAGUCACGGCUUUGUCGAGUCGGAACACGGGGAUGUUUUUCUAAAAUGGGCCCAGCACACAGGAAAGAUCAACCAACAAUCUCCUGGAAACCACUCCAGUAACAAAAGCAACUUCCGGUGCGCCUUGCACAGUCUCAAAGACUGCAUUGAGCUAACUGGCAAGGGGGAUAAAAAGGGGGAACAGGCCAAACGAACCUUCAGGUUUAUUGAUCCAGGCCACCCUGAAUACAACAAAAAAAGGAAAGCAGGAAAAAGGUCACAGAAGUCAUAUGCCACAGGAGAUGACCAUGACACCAAACCUUCAUACCUGCAUGAGAUCAAUGACUCUGAGAGUGGCUGCAGCUCCACAGACAGCCUGCCGUCCACAUCUACAGCGCAGGCGCUCUUCUCUGGAAAAAGUUUAAACUUACACCACAGUGAUAUACACUACCCUGACACCUCUAGCCUGCAGGCGCCAGUGUCUUUCAGCCAGGCCACCACCGCAGCCCUCACUGGCUUCACGUUCACACCAUCCACCCACAGCGCCACGUCAAGAAACACUGUACCAAAGCUGGACAUGCUGCUGGCGCCCUCUUCUGGAUCUCAUCAAGCUGAAAACCCCAGUGUGAGCCAAUCCAACUUGGGCGGUUCCCCAGUAACUAUCACAACUGAAACCAGCCCUGAUGGAAUUACAACCAUAAUUCUUCAGGCAACAAACUCUUUUACUAAUUCCACAUCCACCUCGCAGCUAGACUCUGUAACACAGAGGGACAUAAAAAUGGAGCUGUCGCCUAGCCUCACCACACAGCAGGGGACAAGUGACACAUAUAAAUCAUUGUACAACCCUCUGAAUACAAGACUAAACUGUGGAGGCCAAGUGAAAAUUAAAGAAACAAAACCAGAGACUUUGCAGUUACCAGAGUACCAGAUUCCAACAAAUACGAUCACAACAAGCUUGGCCCCUGUCCAUGCAGAAGAAUUUGAGAUUGCUUAUACAAUGGAAAUUGAAUCACAAGAUGACAACAAUGCAAGCAUGACUUUAAAUCAAGAGAAUAACUAUUCCCACAUGGGUCAAGCUCCCGACUUGAUAAAUUAUGAUGACAAUCCUAAUGGGAACAAUGUUGAGGUGUACUCCUCCAACAUGGAGAAUUACCAAGGCGUUGGCAUGGAACAAAGUGAUUUCGCACAGCUUGAUUUCUUGCAUCAAGAUGUAAGUGUCAAGCAGCAUUUCCUGAAUAUAUGAAAAAGUAUAGAUUUUUAGCUUAGAGUCAUGUUGAAGUUUUGGCUGAAGGACUUCUUUCAGAACUCUGGAUGAAAAGCUGAAGAUUUCAUGCAAACGGCAUAUUAGUUUUAGUUGAUCUAUUGCUUGAGAGCAUUCCAAGAACUAACUUAGCUAUAACAUUGCAAGUAUCAACUGUACUAAAUGCACCAGGAUAUUUUAACAGAUUAAUAUUUAUGAAAUGUGUCAUGGUGGUGAAAUUACUAAUUAAUUUUCAACAGCAUUUCCGAGAAUAGACAAGAGAAGCUACCUCACUAAUUAAUUCACCUGAUGAAUGCUGUUAAUGUCAAUUAAUUAUUCUUAAGAUUUGUAAUUAAAACUAGAACCAGUGUUAAGGUUUACAUAAUGCAAACUUAGUUAAAAAUAAACAAUUAUGAUUAUAUACGUAUGAGAAAGAAGAAUUUUUAAAAUUGCUGAGUUGGUUAUGCAUGAGGUCUGGAAGAUUCAAGUUUCUUAUUCCUGUAGCAUUGAUAAAUGAUUUUUGUGUGACUACAUGUCUAUAUUGGCAGCAACGUCAGUGAAUCAUCCAAGCUGCUUUAUCCAUUUUUAUUCAAAUUUGUUUCGCUAAAAAUAUAUGUCCAUAAUGUAAACUUUAUUGGUUGAUGUCAAACAUAUUUUGUACAUGCCAUACAUAUUUGGAUAUUUUAGUCAUGGUUAUGACCAAAUAUUCUAUAAUUUUCAGAAAAGCCAUUUUCAUGUAUAGAAAUACAAGACUAUUGGCACAUUUCUAAUGUGAAAAACCAUAGAGUAGUAUUAACUACGAAUACAGUAUAAAUAACUGUACUCAGCCCAUGUUUUAAAGUGAUUGAGGCAUUUGUUUUAAGCCAUGUUGUAUAUAUAUAUAUAUUAUGUUAACAAUAAAAAUAUAUUUUUAUCAUUUCUCAUAAGGUUUUGGUAUAAUCUGGUGUGUUUAUGGUUGAAACUAGAAAUAUGAAAAAUAUGAACUCAUUUUGUAUCUGUUAUCCAAGUACAGAUUUAAAAGAACAUGGCAGAAUUUUACAUCAAGCUUGACAAUCAACUUAAUGAAAAUGACAGCCUCUGUCCUUUGAAAUAAUGUAACAGCUACAAAAUAGAAGAGUAAAUGUUUUUGCUUGCAAAUUACAAUUCCUUUAAAGUCUAGUUGAAUUUUAAAUCAUUUUCUAGAUCUACUUGAUGAAGACUUCGGCAUAAUCAAUGCUGGAUUUGUUGAGUGUUUGUGUAACUUCCAAUUUUCUCUCUUCUCAACACUUGAUGUCAUCUAUUAAAUGUGAAUAUUUAGUUUUCAGAAAAAAUAAACGAAUAUACUAUG
Molecule: messenger RNA, 3204 nt
Organism: Physella acuta
Lineage: Eukaryota; Metazoa; Mollusca; Gastropoda; Physidae
Product: interferon regulatory factor 1
Biological process (GO): regulation of transcription by RNA polymerase II
Cellular component (GO): nucleus
Molecular function (GO): DNA-binding transcription factor activity, RNA polymerase II-specific; RNA polymerase II cis-regulatory region sequence-specific DNA binding
Source: RefSeq, a predicted model, not a curated record